This is a messenger RNA of Histoplasma mississippiense, 312 nucleotides long. RefSeq lists its product with no specific name. Bases 1 to 312 code for a protein of 103 amino acids. The transcript is spliced from 2 exons. The record is from RefSeq and is a predicted model, not a curated record. NCBI's taxonomy places the organism in Eukaryota, Fungi, Ascomycota, Eurotiomycetes, Onygenales, Ajellomycetaceae.
AUGCCACAAGACCGUAUUGGAUACCAUGUCGUAGGAGGAGCAAGCAGGCCGCGAGGUGAAGCUGGCGAGCGCACGAAACAUCGAGUGGGGGCCUGCCAACAAGUUCAAGCCCCGACGUCCGAAGUGUUAGUCACCUUCGUGUUAAUGGGUCUCACGGGCUUUGGGAGUUUGAAAGGCAGAGAGGGUGACAGAGUGAAGUUUCAAAAUAACCAUAAAGAUCACUUCGGAUCAAAAAGAGUGUAUGAAACUGAGGCCAGCGGGCGUUUUGUGAGAAAGCUGUUUCGAACGGUUUACAUCCGAAACGGUGAUUGA